Heteronotia binoei (common prickly gecko) is the source of this 764-nucleotide messenger RNA. RefSeq names its product serine protease 1-like. The record is from RefSeq and is a predicted model, not a curated record. Bases 1 to 759 code for a protein of 252 amino acids. NCBI's taxonomy places the organism in Eukaryota, Metazoa, Chordata, Lepidosauria, Squamata, Gekkonidae. Gene Ontology annotation, molecular function: serine-type endopeptidase activity. Gene Ontology annotation, biological process: proteolysis. The transcript is spliced from 5 exons.
AUGGCGAUCUUCCUGUGUGCGAUUCUGCUGGGUGUGGCAGCGGCCACACCUCUGAAUAGCGGCGACGAUGAUAAGAUAAUUGGAGGCUACGAGUGCCCAGCCCACUCCCAGCCUUGGCAAGUCUUCCUAACCUACGGGAACGGUUAUCGAUGGUGCGGAGGCUCCCUAAUCAACGACCGCUGGGUCAUCUCCGCGGCCCAUUGCUACAAAGACCCCCGCAUACUCGUCGCGCACCUUGGCGAGCACGACACUUCCCUCGAGGAAGGUACGGAGCAGCGCAUCCAGGUGGAGAAAGCCAUCCGCUACCCUCAGUACAACGCGCGCACCAUCGACCACGAUUUCAUGCUCAUCAAACUGGCCCAGCCGGCCAGUUUCAGCGCCUUUGUGCAACCCAUCGACGUUUCUCAAAGCUGCCCAGUGGCUGGGGACACCUGUCUCGUCUCAGGCUGGGGAAACACUCGGACAAUGGGAGUUAUCUACCCAGACAACCUGCAAUGCUUGAAUGUGCCCAUUCUGUCCACAUCUACCUGCCAGGCUUCCUAUCCAGGCCAAAUCACCUCUAAUAUGUUCUGUGCUGGAUACACUGAGGGAGGCAAAGAUUCCUGCCAGGGAGACUCCGGAGGCCCACUGGUGUGCAACGGGAAAUUGUCAGGUGUGGUGUCCUGGGGAAGGGGCUGUGCCCAGAAAAACUACCCUGGCGUUUAUGCGCCGGUGUGUAACUACAGGGCCUGGGUAGAAGAGGUGAUUGCAAACAACUGAGAAAC